Messenger RNA from Naumovozyma castellii, 3249 nucleotides. RefSeq lists its product as uncharacterized. NCBI's taxonomy places the organism in Eukaryota, Fungi, Ascomycota, Saccharomycetes, Saccharomycetales, Saccharomycetaceae. The record is from RefSeq and is a predicted model, not a curated record. The transcript has a single exon. The coding region runs from base 1 to 3249 and encodes 1082 amino acids.
AUGUGUGUCUCUUCUCGACAAGUUAGAGCUAACAGCGGGUUGGUGCCUUCAAACGAAAACGUGACAGAAGUAUUACUGUGCGCCAAGGAUAAGAUAAUAUCACAAACUACAACCGAGUUUACAUCCUCCAGUUCUUCAGUGAAUAUUCCCAAUGAUUUCAAGCAUACAUCCACAAACGGAUUUGAUAACAAAGAAUUACUUGCAUUCCCAAACGAAUCAACUCAUACAUAUUCAUACAAUCCUCUAUCUCCCAACUCUCUGACGGUACGUCUUUCAAUUCUUAAGAGGUCCUUAGAAAUUAUAAUACGAAGUCCAGAAAUGCUUCGGGAACCAACGUCAUCAAGCAUACCGUCAAAUAAUAUUCAUAAUUCAUCAAACGAAAACAAUAAUAAUACAACUCCAUCCAUUUUUUAUCAUAAUAAUUCAGCUAGUCAUUCCAAUGAGAUCAUUAAUACCCAAAAAUCAAAUUUAGAAAAUUUGUUAGCAUUCCUCAAUGAGACAUUAGAAAACAAUACUUCAGAAAGAGCAUCUGAUUUACAUAUGAUAUCACUCUUAAACAUUAAUAAGUUAUUUUUCAACACUCCAGAUGAAAAUGAAGGUAAUGAUUCGGAAACGUCCAAAACAAUGCAUUUAAAGAGAACAUUACUCACGAGCUUGGCGGACCCAUUUUUUGAUAAUAUCAAGGAAUUGCCAUCAUCAACAUCGGAAGCUAAUCUCGAAUUUAAUCUAUCCCAAGAAUAUAAUAAAGUUCUCCACAAUUUCAAUUCAGGGAAAAACUCAGCUCCACAGGCUAUUUUUACGUGCGAUUCUUGUCACCCAUGGAAUUUCAAAGGUGCCAAUGAUUUAGCAUGCCUUACCUUUGGACUGUCCAAGAGUGCCCUAAAGGUCUUAACAUUGUUGGAUUUGAUUCAUCCAGAUAGUCGAAAUUUUGUUUUACAGAAAUUAUUGGCGAUGGAAAGUAGUAAUGACAAAUCAUUGGAUAUGGUCUUUACCGGUGAAACUGUUCCUAUUGCACAAACUGGAGGCAAUUCUAAAGAAUUAAUUUGGGCAUCAAUUUGGGCCAAGAGGAAGAACAAUUUACUGGUCUUUGUCUUUGAAAAAGUACCAUGCGACUAUGCUGAUUUAAUGCUAAGCUUGGCCGAUUUUUCUGUUGAACAUAUCGACGAUGAGGCGGGACUUUUCCACGAUGUAGAACCUCUGUCCAAUCUUGACCCAUCCAAGAAAAGUGUUAAAUUUGCCAACGAAGUCUAUAAUAUGAAGGCAAUUAGUCGUUCAUUGUCUGCAUUGAUAUCAGAUGUUAGUGCUGGCAAAAUCAUGGAAAAAGGUGACGACUUAUUACCAGUAGCCAUUCGCGUCUCGAACCAUAUUAAUAAAAUGAGAUAUUUUACGCUGAAUCAUCUUACGUAUAAUAUUCCAUGUGCAGUUUCCUCCACAAUUUUAGAAAAUGAAUUGAAAUUAAAAAUUCACAGUAUGCCCUACCAGGCAGGAUUGUUUUUUGUGGACUCUCGGUCCUUAAAAUUGAUAAGUUUCAAUAAAUCAAUUUCUAAGAACAUGUUCGGUCAUCAUUUUAGUGAUCUCGUUGAAAAAUCUGUGACCGAGAUCAUCCCAUCAUUCUCUGCUUUAUUGCAUUUUAUUUCGACAAGAUACGAUAAUCUGGAUGUUCACGAUCCGAAAAAUAAAGGUUUAAUCCUAAGUGAACAUUUUUUCAGAAAGGCACAAAGUGAGCUACAAGGUAGCCCAGAGGAUUUUUUUACAUCCGUAGGAAUUGAUGCUAUCCAUAGAGAUGGAUGUCCGCUAAAAAUUGAUAUCCAAUUACGUAUAUUGAGCUCUGAUGUCAUUGUUCUUUGGUUAACCCAGUCGAGAGAUGUACUUUUCAAAAACUAUACGACACAUCCAUCUCAAUUAUGUAUGUUGAACGAGAACGAGCUUGAAUAUAUUAAUAGUGGGACCAGUUCAGCAACCUCUUCUAAGAAGAAUUCGGAGAAGAUUUACGUUAAUGAAUUUAAAGAUAAGCUAGAUUCGUUAAGACUUAUUGAUGAACUCUCGCAAAAACUCGAAGAAUCUUCCGUUAUUCUCGAGGCAUCUGCAAAAAUUACAAAGGAAUCACCUUUAAAAAUGGCACCACAACUAUCCAAGCGAGAUACCAGUAGCUCCAUCUUAACAACUUCUGAACUUGAUGAAUUAUUGGAAGUUGAUGAUCCAGAAGUGAAAAGAAAAUUACGUUUGGCGAAACUUUUCACUGAGGAUAAAUCACAAUUUGUUAAAGACGAUAAUUUCAAACUUGAUCAAGAUUUAAUCAUUAAAAUAAUCCAAUCAUCUCCAAAGGCAACAUCAGAAAACGAUGAUGAGAUUCCCACAACACCAAUUGAUACUUUGACGACGUCUAGUGGAUUUAGUGCUUCCUUCAAUUACACUCCAUCAACAAGUAUUGGAUCUCAAAAGAGAAUAAAGAAAUUCUCUGAUUUUACUGUACUACAACAACUAGGGGAAGGUGCAUAUGGGAAAGUAAAACUUUGUAUUCACAAGGAAAAGAGAACUAUUGUUGUCAUUAAAAUGAUUUUCAAAGAAAGAAUUUUAGUGGAUACUUGGGUUAGAGAUCGUAAAUUGGGUACAAUUCCAUCUGAGAUUCAAAUUAUGGCUACCUUGAAUAAGAAACCUCAUAAGAAUAUUGUUGCUCUUCUAGAUUUUUUUGAAGAUGAAGAAUAUUAUUAUAUGGAAACUCCAGCGCAUGGUGAGACCGGUAGUAUUGAUCUUUUUGAUUUGAUUGAAUUGAAGAAAAACAUGACUGAAUACGAGGAAAAAUUAAUUUUUAAGCAGGUAGUUUCAGGUUUGAAACAUCUACACGAUCAAGGAAUUGUUCAUCGUGAUAUCAAGGAUGAAAAUGUGAUUGUUGAUUCUAAAGGACAUGUGAAGCUAAUUGAUUACGGCUCUGCGGCUUACACCAAGAGUGGACCCUUUGAUGUGUUUGUUGGUACUAUCGACUAUGCUGCUCCGGAGGUACUGGGAGGCUCUGUAUAUGACGGGAAGCCUCAAGAUAUUUGGGCCAUUGGGAUCUUAUUGUACACAAUCAUCUUUAAAGAGAAUCCGUUCUAUAACAUUGAUGAAAUUAUGGAUGGAGAAUUAAGAUUCAAUGACGCAGGUAAUACAAGUGAAGCAUGCAUCAAAUUGAUAAAGAAGAUAUUGAAUAGAUCGAUUGUGGACAGACCAUGUGUCGACGAAAUCUACAAUGACGAAUGGUUGCAAGUAUAA